Molecule: messenger RNA, 1389 nt
Organism: Fibroporia radiculosa
Lineage: Eukaryota; Fungi; Basidiomycota; Agaricomycetes; Polyporales; Fibroporiaceae
Exons: 5
Coding region: 1-1389 (462 amino acids)
Biological process (GO): guanine metabolic process
Cellular component (GO): cytosol
Molecular function (GO): zinc ion binding; guanine deaminase activity
Source: RefSeq, a predicted model, not a curated record
AUGCUCAUACGAGGCAAUCUUGUACACUGUCCGGAACUUGGUCAGCUCGAUAUCUUGAGAGACUUCGUCCUAGCCGUGGACGAGUCGGGCAGAGUAAGCUAUGUAGCUCCCGCGAACAGGCCAGAAUCGCAGCAGAUGCUUGCAGAUGCAGCAGAGCCCCCGUUGGUGAUUGAACAAGGGAGCUUUCUCAUACCGACAUUCUGUGAUUUGCAUUUGCACGCACCACAGUUUCUCUAUCAAGGCACUGGCCUUCAUUUGCCACUCAUGGAAUGGCUAGACGAGUAUGCGUUUAAAGCGGAGGAAGGAUUGGAUAACGACCCCGUGCUCGCAGAUAAAGUCUACAAGCGGCUCGCGACCAGGCUGAUAGAGAAUGGCACUGGGGCUGUCCUCCUGUUUGGGACGAUUAAAACAGAAACAAAUCUAAUACUUGCUCGUGUUAUGCAAGAGGCAGGUAUCAGAGGCUUCGUUGGGAAGCUUUCCAUGGACAUCUCAUCGCGUCCUUCCUAUAUGGAAGAAUCUGCUGAAGCGUCGCUCUCCGAGGCUCGAUCCUUUUCAGAGCGCUGCUGUGACCUCGUUGCACAUUUGCCCGAUCAUGAAAGGCUCGUCCAUCCUGUUUUGACACCUCGCUUUGUGCCUACCUGCUCGGAUGAGCUUUUGGAAGGGCUGGGUCAACUGUCUGCACAAGCAGAUCUUCGUAUCCAAAGUCACAUGUCUGAAGCUCACGACGAACUCGAAUGGGUGCAGCGUGAGCGGGGUUCACACGACAUCGAUAUAUUCGCCAAGCACGGACUCUUGACUCCUCGCACUGUCCAAGCGCACUGCACGUUCUUGGAUCCUCCCUUGCUCACUCAAGUCGCUGAGUACGAAACGGCCAUCGCACACUGCCCCCUCUCCAAUGCGUAUUUCUCCGCUAAACCAUUCCGUUUGCGCGAGGCUCUGCAGCUUGGCGUCAAGGUAGGUCUGGGAACAGAUAUCGCGGGGGGAUACGACGUCGAUGUCCUGAGCUGUAUGAGACAUGCCGUCGCAAUCUCUCGUAUGCGCGAAGGUGAACGUAUAGUUGCGACUGCUGGCACAUCGGCCGAACAAGAGACGAAUCUAUCCAUAGAUUGGAAGGAGGCACUAUAUCUUGCGACGCGCGGGGGGGCAAUCGCGCUUGGCCUACCUAGUGGAACCGGAUCAUUCUCCGUUGGAUCUCCGUUCGAUGCACAGUGUAUCCGCUUGUUCGAUGCGCGUACUGGUGAAGGCGUCGGUGCCCUUGACUUUUUCGAUGAUCUAAGUGAACGACAAGUUCUGUCGGUUGAUUCGAUAGAGAAAUGGUGGUGCUUAGGGGAUACCAGAAACAGGCAACAGGUGUGGGUGCAAGGCAAGAUGAUCAAAUUUGGCUGUUGA